Messenger RNA from Sinocyclocheilus grahami, 1845 nucleotides. RefSeq names its product protein-glutamine gamma-glutamyltransferase 2-like. The record is from RefSeq and is a predicted model, not a curated record. Lineage: Eukaryota; Metazoa; Chordata; Actinopteri; Cypriniformes; Cyprinidae. Gene Ontology annotation, cellular component: mitochondrion. Gene Ontology annotation, biological process: peptide cross-linking. Gene Ontology annotation, molecular function: protein-glutamine gamma-glutamyltransferase activity. The transcript has 13 exons. The coding region runs from base 1 to 1845 and encodes 614 amino acids.
AUGUCACAUUUAAGAUACUUGUGUUCAUCCAUUCAUGUCUGUUGUAUUUCAGGUCCGAUCCCCUCAGCGGACGCACACACCAAAGCCAAAUUCAGCCUCAGUAGAUUCAUCUGCAGAUCAAGCUGGAGUGCCACAGCAGAGACGUCUGACAGCAUUGUGUCUCUGACUGUGUGCUUGCAGUCAAAUGCUCAUAUUGGAGUCGAUAAGCUGAUCCUGGAUCAGGGAGAAGGAGUCAGUCUAGCAGAGUUUGUCCUGCUCUUUAACCCCUGGUGCAAAAAGGACUCCGUGUAUCUGGCGGGUGAAGCUGAACGGGAGGAAUACGUCAUCUCUCAGGACGGGCUGGUCUACCGCGGGAUACCCAAACGUAUCACAGUUUUACCGUGGAUUUUUGGACAGUUCGAGCCUGGCAUACUGGACAUCUGUCUGCAGAUUUUAGAUGAAAGUCCAAACUAUAUGAGUGACGCAGCUCUGGAUUGUUCCGAGAGGAGGAACCCCGUUUAUGUGACUCGAGUCCUCAGUGCCAUGGUUAACAGUCUAGGUGAUAAAGGAGUUCUGGCAGGUAACUGGUCAGGUGACUAUGAGGAUGGCGUAAAGCCCACCGUAUGGAAAGACAGCUGCUCCAACCUUCACUUUUCGGGAAUCAUGAUUGAAAAGGAGUAUCAAAAUAUGGGCACACUACUGAUGGGGGACCUGUGCCCCAUGUCCAGAGCUCUGGGAAUCCCAUGCAGAGUCGGCACUAACUUUGGAUCAGCACGUGACAGCAAUGGAGACCUAAUAAUGGAGCGUUUCUACAACGAAUUUGAUGAGAACAUUGCUGACGACUCCAUAUGGAACUUCCACGUUUGGGUGGAGAACAGGAUGACACGUCCAGACCUCACGCUCGGAUACGAGGGCUGGCAAGCGAGUGACCCAACACCUCAGCAUAGGAGUGACGGCGUCUUCUGUUGUGGUCCUGCCCCAGUGAGAGCCAUUAAAGAGGGCGAGCUCACUUUCAAAUACGACAUCCCAUUCGUGUACGCCAAGGUGAAUGCUGAUGUGGUGGAGUACAUCAAACUGAGAGAUGGAAGAGUGUUUAAGAUGGGCGGAUCCACUACGGAGGUUGGGAAAUCCAUCAGCACCAAAGCAGUGGGUCGAGAUGAGAGAGAGGACAUUACACACAACUGCAAGUAUCCAGAGACGGGAGCCACAACGAGUGUGUCACACCUGCCUCAAGACCUUUUACCGUUUGCACUCCACUUAUCCACUUGUUUACACAUCAAGGUCAGAGUGACCCCGGACAUGCAGAUCGGCUCUGAUUUUGAUGUCUACGCAGAGCUCAAAAAUAACACCAUGGUCACAAAGUCCUGGCGGGUCAUGUUCUAUGCCCAAGCGGUGUCCUACAAUGGCACACUUGGUGAAACCUGUGGAUUGGGCGAGUUUACAGAGAUGAAUUUGGCUUCUUCUGAAGGUGAGCCUGGUUCCUUACAUUUUGAAUUUACUUAUGCAGAGUACAGUAAAGCCAUAACUCAAGACAGGAUGAUCAAACCGGUGGCUUUACUCAUCGAUACAGAGAAACAGGACUUUUACAGAGCAAAGAAGACCAUCUUACUUGAUGCCCCUGAAAUAAUCAUCAAUAUCCUGGGUGUGCCGAAAGUGGGCCAGAACCUGGUGGCAGAUUUAGUGCUGCAGAAUCCACUGCCAGAGCCCCUGGAACUUAGGCUUGGAAGAGUUGGUCCUAAAGAGUUUGCCACCGCCAAAGUGGAAUUCACACCAAAACUGCCAGGACAAAGAAAAAUACUGAUAGAUUUUGCCAGCAAUAAACUUCACAAUAUUGAGACCUUUGAGAAUCUCGUCAUCUAUGAAUAA